AUGUCUAGGAUCUGGAAACCAGCACCCCCUCCCAAAACCGGCCUUGGUGUUUACCGUGUACUUUCCCCAAAUGCCGGUGUCCGUGUUUCCCCUAUUCAACUUGGUGCAAUGAGCAUCGGUGACAAGUGGGGUGAACUUGGUAUGGGUAGUAUGGACAAGGAAAGCAGCUUUAAACUCCUCGACGCCUAUUUUGACAAUGGAGGAAAUUUCAUCGAUACCGCGAACAAUUAUCAAGACGAAACCUCGGAGCUCUUCGUCGGGGAGUGGGCAGAAAAAAGAGGGAUUAGAGAUCAAUUAUUUAUCGCUACUAAGUAUACAACAAACUUCAAAGCUCGCAAUCCUUCUGUUGAACAGCAAAUAUUGUAUGUUGGAAACAAUGCAAAAUCGAUGCAUAUAUCCGUGGAGGCAUCUUUGAAAAAGCUUCGUACCACGUACAUAGACCUUCUCUAUGUUCAUUGGUGGGACUGGGACACUAGUGUGGAAGAAGUAAUGAGGUCCCUUCAUACCUUAGUAUUACAGGGGAAGGUCUUGUACCUCGGUGUCUCUGACACGCCAGCAUGGAUCGUUGCUAAAGCGAACCAGUACGCAAAGGACCAUGCGCUCACUCCAUUCAUCAUCUAUCAAGGCGCAUGGAACAUCAUGCAGCGUUCGUUUGAACGUGAAAUCAUUCCUAUGGCAAGAUCAGAAGGUCUGGCCCUUGCUCCUUGGAAUGUACUCGCUGCCGGUAAAAUAAGGACCGACGAAGAAGAGGAGAAACGUCGUCAAACUGGUGAAAAGGGGCGUACUGUUAUGUCGGAUCAAUGGGAACGUACGGAGCAGGAGAAAGCGGUAUGCAAGGCUCUCGAGAAGGUGGCAUCGGAAGUUGGAGCUAAACAUAUCACUGCGGUUGCUAUUGCAUACUUGAUGCAAAAAACCCCAUACGUCUUCCCAAUUGUUGGUGGGCGUAAAGUAGAACAUCUACUCGCCAACGUUGAAGCUCUCGAAAUUACUCUCAGCGAUGAGCAGAUCAAGUAUUUGGAAAGCGUCGUGGCAUUCGACCCUGGAUUCCCCAACACUAUGAUUGGAGAUGGAUCGGCACCGACUGUCUUCAUAUCAUCCUCUGGACGAGUUGCGGACCGUAUCAGACUUCAGCCAAUUCGUCCAUCCACCAGCAAUUCCUAA
Messenger RNA from Psilocybe cubensis, 1161 nucleotides. RefSeq lists its product as uncharacterized. The coding region runs from base 1 to 1161 and encodes 386 amino acids. The record is from RefSeq and is a predicted model, not a curated record. The transcript is spliced from 7 exons. NCBI's taxonomy places the organism in Eukaryota, Fungi, Basidiomycota, Agaricomycetes, Agaricales, Agrocybaceae.